Messenger RNA from Procambarus clarkii (red swamp crayfish), 6730 nucleotides. The record is from RefSeq and is a predicted model, not a curated record. NCBI's taxonomy places the organism in Eukaryota, Metazoa, Arthropoda, Malacostraca, Decapoda, Cambaridae.
GGGAGCGGCCGGAGCCUCACUCCGUCGCUGGACGUGGCACGAGCACCGUCUCGCUCCUCCGACUCUUUGUCUUAUUACUCUUGGUGAUCAUGCCCGACGACGAGGGAGAGAAGGUGGUGGAGGUGGCUGAGGACGUGGGCCACGCCUACGGGGACUGGUUCAAGCGGUACAUGCGUCUCUUCUGUCGCCGGGCCCUCGAGUGGUUCAUGGUGUUCAUGUUCGGCUAUUACAACGUGAGCUUCGGCUGGCUGAUGGCGCCUCUCUUCUUCCUGGUUCUGAGGGACAAGAGAGCCAAGGAGAAGCAGGUGAAGUUUGACAUCAUUCGAUCGAUCGCCAACACUGACGAGAAGGAUAUACUGCAGGAGAUCCAGCGGUUCUCCAACCUGCCGUCAUGGGUGAAUAAUUCGUCAGCUGUGGCCCUAUGCUGGUCAUUAUGUUAAAGAUCUAUGCAAAUUUUCCAUUGAACCCAGCAUGCGUACUGCCUUUGAAGAAUACAAGCUCAAUAAUUUUAAAUUUGAGAAGAUCAUUCUUGGAGACACACCUCCAAGGUUUUCUGGAGUUAAGGUGUAUGAUGACACUUCACGCCAUGAAAUAAUCAUGGAUAUGGAUUUUGCGUAUGCUGGAGAUUGCAAGUUUGAAGUAAGCGUCUCCAAGUUCAAGAUGGGCAUCAAGGACUUACAGAUCUCGGGAAGGAUGCGCGUAGUGAUGAAGCCGCUGGUUAGACAAAUUCCCCUCGUUGGUGGCCUGCAGUUAUUCUUCCUCAACAACCCAGACGUUGAUUUCAAUCUCAUUGGCCUUGCUGAUGUAUUUGAUAUGCCUGGAUUAAGUGACAUCCUGAGAAGUAUCGUGAUAGAGCAGAUUGCACACAUGAUGGUGCUGCCUAACAGGUACCCCAUCCAACUGGUCCAGGACAUAGACACUGCAGAGCUCAAGUGUCCAUCUCCAGCUGGCGUCCUUCGAAUCAAUGUCAUAGAAGCCCAUAAUCUGAUGAAGAAAGAUGUUGGCAUUAUGGGUAUGGGUAAGUCUGAUCCGUACUGCAUCUUACGUUUGGGUGCCCAAAAGUUCCAGACCAAGACCAUCAACAACACUAUCAACCCCAAGUGGGACUACUACUGUGAGGCAUUAGCAAAUGUGAUUCGAAGACAACAUGUGACUAUAGAGUGCUGGGACUAUGACUAUAGUCCUCUCAAGUCUUAUGAGAAUGAUGACUUUUUGGGCAGAGCAAAUCUGGAUGUUCACGACAUCUGGAAGAGUGGCGAGCUGGACAUGUGGGUGCCACUCUCGGAUGCCAAGUCUGGUCGUAUACAUGUCCGAGCUACUUGGUUAGACCUGAAUGAUAAUGCAGCAUCCUUGGAACUGCAACUAGAAGAAAUCCGAGCCCUGCAGACAACGACCAAGAAUCCACUGCAUGGGGCUGUUCUCAUGGUGUGGGUUGACUCGGCUAAGAAACUUAAUCCGUCACAUAAGACCAUCCCUGAUCCGUUUGUGCGGCUGCAUGUUGGCAACACUCAGCAGGAGACGUCUGUCCGUCAGCGCACUAACGAUCCAGUGUUCGAGGAAGGGUUCACUUUCCUUGUGAGAAACCCACGUACACAGGAACUGAAAAUUGAGGUCAUUGAUCAUAAAACAAGCCAAAUACAGGGUAAGAUCGAGUUGGAUCUGAAUGUGUUGCUGAAGGAACGUAAUCUGGAGGUGAAGAAUGAAGAGUACACACUGAGUGGUGCGAGCGGUGGCCUGGCGUCUCUCAAGCUUACAUUAACUCUCAGGAUCCUGAAGACAGCCCUCAAAAAAGAUGAUGGGGACGGUGGUCCAAAGGAAAAGGGUGAGGCUGAAAUAGAUUCCUCUACUCCUGCUGCGAUCUCUGAACCCCCUCCACCCACUUCCCCGUCAACAGUCCCAGAGCCCCCCCUUGCUUCUCUCCCAUCCAAAGAAACCCCCAGCAAUUCUGUUCCUGAGAAAAAUGCUGCCCCCAUAAAGGAAGCAGAAAAGAGUGAAGGCCCAGGAGUGGUUGCAGAUGCUGUGGCUCCAGUUAAACCUGAGCGGAAGGCGAGUGAACCAACUGUAGUGAAGACCAUAGAUGAGGUUAUGUCGUCUGCAGCAUCUCCACUCAUGCACAUGGCACCGUCUCUUAAAAUUACUGAAGAUUGUGACCUCAGACAAAGAACAAAUGUGGCCGGCAUCCACGGAAUAGGUCGCAUUGAGUUGACUGUCAAGUAUGGACCUCGCAGCAACCUAGUUAUUGUUGUUCACCAAAUUUCAAACCUGCCAGUUGAGGAAGAUGGAGAGCUGCCAGACCCAUAUGUGAAACUUUAUCUUCUUCCUGAUCGCUCCAAAGACAGUAAACGUAAAACAGAUGUGAUUAAAGACAGCUGCAACCCUAAGUAUGAUGAGCGGUUUGAGUAUUCCAUUCCUCCAAAUGAACUGACACGGCGUACACUAGAAGUAAAUAUAAUCAACAAGAAGGGACUUUUAUUCUUGCAACGAUCACCUAAAAUGGGACAGGUCCACCUAGACUGCGGGCUUCUGGAUGCAGAUAAGGUGACUCAGUGGUAUGAUAUUGCUCCAGCCACAGACGAGGAUGAUGAGUGAGGAAGGCGAAGUGUGCUGAGCCGAGUAGGAAGUUGGAGGGGCAGUCUGCGUAGAAUGACCAAACUAGCUGAUCUAGCUAAGGGUAAGAAGAAAAAGAAGAAAAUGUGAUGAUUCAUGUAACCACAAACCAAUUGUAAAACAGUACCUUUUUCAAUUAGUUCAUGAGCUUUGUCAGUUUCAUAUGAUCCAUUUGUAAUUAUGCGCUUAUUGAUUCACUUUUUUCUUCUGAAUUAAGUUUAGAGAUUAAUUGCACAUUUACUUUUUUUUAAGAUAGCCAUAUAUUUUAAACUCUUGUUUUGUGGUAUAGUUUAUCACCUCUGACAUACAUAAAUGUGUUAACGUUUAUGCGUACUGUACUUAAACUCGUGAAACCGAUUGGGUGAAACAUGAUUCAGGGGAAAAUGACAUCUAAUACAUCACUGAUGAGAGACGGCAAAAGCAUUUCAGCAUUGGGAUAAUUUUGUGCAAUUCCUGGAAUGAGGUGACACACCUGGCCAGCACACUUCGUAACUACGAUCGGAGAAUGUUCUCAAGGAGGAUAUGAAAAUAGGAAAUCUGCUCUCUAUUCAUACAUGUGUAUUGAAUAUUGGACCAUACAUUUUAAAUUGGAUAUAAAAAUUGAACGUUCUAGAUAUUGCUGUAAUAUCAGAGUUUAUGAUAGUUUUAGGCGAUGUAACUAGUACCAGGUAUGAUAGUUUCUAUCAAAAAUCAUAAAUGUAUAUUUAGAUGUUGGAAAAAUCAUUUUUUUGUAUUGUUUAAAAUUUAUAUGGUGUGGCCUUAAGUAGUGUUUGUCAGUCCAGGAUUGUUGUUUUGCCAUAGUCUGCAGCAUAAAAGGCAGUGCACAAAUAGAUCUGCUUCAGUAAAAUGCAUAUGUUAAAAGUAUUUAUAGUCAAUAUUUUUGUUGUUGCCACAUAUAUUUUCAUGUACAGUUAGUCCUGCUUCAUCCAUGUUGAAGCAGCUUUUGGCACAGGUUUUUAUAUUAAUUCAUAUUACCCCAUUGGUGAGGUUGUGUGUAGAACAUAGUAUGUAAGUCACACAUUAAUAUUUUUGGAUUGUGUGUUCAUAUGUGGGUAGUAAUCUUAUUACAUUAUACAAGUGUGCCAACUUGGUCCUUCGCUGGACUUUAUUUCUAAUAUUUUAAUAUUUUUAUAUAUCUUUAUUAUUUUUUGUAGGCUUUGAAUAAUAGUCUUAACCAGAAUUGGGCAAUUUCUUGUAAUUUAAUUUCUGCUAUGGACUAAAGAUGGUUUCUUGAUUCAUCUGGCAAUUACUGCUGUGGAUUCAUCUGGCAAUUACUGCAGUGAUGAAUGCCCUCACAUUAGUGAGAAAAUAACUAAUCAGUAAAUUUGCUGGUUUAUUAUAUUUCUAUAUCAAAGUAUUUAUAGAGGGGCAUAAAUGAUUUGCUGACAUCUACAAUCUUGAAAAAAAAAGCCUGGAGACCUGCAGUGGAGUGCGUACAUCAAUAAAGAAGACCAAACCACACACCAGAGGAUGAAGAAAUGAUGUUUCGGUCCAUCCUGGACCAUUAUCACAAUCGACUUGAUAAUGGUGCAGGACGGAGUGUAAUGUCGUCGUUUCUCCAUCCUCUGGUGUGUGGUUUGGUCAUCAAUUCUUCAGCCACGUUAUUGUGAGAUCUGCGUACAUCGAUAAAGGUUGGAAAAAUUAAUGGUCCAUAUGUUUUCAGUAUCCUUCUUGUAACUGACCUUCCUGCCAUAGACAAUGACAAGAAUUAUGUAUUGGCUGCACAGUAGGUGUAAAGAAUCUCUCUUUUUUACGUAAAUUUUUAAGUGGCUGCACACUUCAGUAUACAUGAAGUAAGUUGUAUUUGAAUUAUGUUAUUCUAAAGUUUUUGUUUAGUUUGGAAAAUAAUUAUAUUGUAGUUUUAGACAUUAAUAUAUGGUUUAGCAUUAUGCUAAUGUAGUGGAAAUAUUUAUUUCAUAAAUUUCCUUCUGUUAGAAAUUAAGCAAAUAAUUGUUUUCAAGGUAUUUUUUAUCCUAAAAGCAUUAUUUAUAAUUUAUAUACUGUUUAAAUAAAACUUUGGUACAGUAUUUUGUUUAAUCCUUGCUCUCUGAUAAGCAAGAUAAAAUUAUUUUAUUAUGUAUAGAUAAUGUACACUAAUUCAAAAGUGAUAAAAUAAUGUCAAAGCAGAAAAGUUUUAUAAGUUUAAAACAUAUUUUGGGAAUUGGUGCUAUAUUUUAGUUGUGUACAUAGGUACUGUGAGUGAAAGCCAUCCAUGAAUUAUAUCCACACAUACUUUGCCUUGAACGUCUAUAUACUACUACUUAUACAUUAAUGUAUGCAAUGUUGGCGCAUCACCUUUCUUAAAAAAAUGUAUAGAAAUUAGAGACAGUAUUAACAGGAAAUGCAUGGCCUUCCAAAUUCUUACAGCAUUGAUGACUAAACAUACCAAUAUAUUUAUGGAGAUACUACUAAAUAGCUCUUAUGACACUAUCAUACAGUAGUAGAAUGCUGGUAAGUAUACUCCUGCUUCUCAUACCUCAUGCACUUGACCUGACAGCCUGACACACUCUGGGGGGACAAAGUGAUAACUUAUCUGUCUGAAAAAAUUUACAGACAUGAAAAUAAUGGACUAUGACAGUAUAAGCUGGCAAGUUAAAAAUGCAUGAGAUUCCUUUGAUUUGCUCCAAAAAACUGGUCUUAUGAAUGCAUUGUAGGACAGGAGAUUUAUGUCUUGCUAUCUGGCCUCUUCUAAGAUCUCCUAAAUCUUAAAAAAAAAAAAGUUACAUACAUAUGUGUGUACCACAAAAAAAUUAAUACAUGAUGGAUAAUAUGAAAAUGUAUGACUUAAAGAGAAAAUGCAACAAGAAAUUAUUUGAGUGCUUCUGUGUUAAUACUUUUGAUGUGUUGAUUAACACAAAAGUGCUUAAAUAAUUUCCAGUUUUAUUUCCCUUCAUGGUUAUAAAUUACUGUACAGUACCAUUAUAUAUAUAUAUAUAUAUAUAUAUAUAUAUAUAUAUAUAUAUAUAUAUAUAUAUAUAUAUAUAUAUAUAUAUAUAUAUAUAUAUAUAUAUAUGUAUGUAAUUGUACUGUAAUUUAUUUAUUAUGGAUUUCUUGCACAUUUCUAUACAGAACUGUACAUGGAAAGUUCAGGUGUUUAAUGCCUUCUCAGUGCUGUGAAUUAUUAGGUAGCUUGACAGACAACUCUAUAUAAAUUUAAAGUAAGAUCCAAUAGGAAUAAGUACUGUAGCUUCAGCAUAGAUAUUAAUGUUAGUAUAAAUUUUGGGUUAGGAUUAAAGAAGCAUACAUGGUCCUAAAAACUACAUGUUAUAUUGUAGUAAUAUUAUAAAUUGGCAAGCACUAAUAUUGUGUAAUGUGUGUGUGUGUGUGUGUGCGUGCCUCUGGGAGAGGACACACAGGUGCUACACCAUAAUACACUUUUGCUUAACUGGGACACCCGUGAUUUUUUCAGUUUUGUCGGUGCUCAGUGCUUCCUGUAUAGUGUAAUAAUGGUUGAUCUUCAUUAUUUAUAGGAUAACAAAGAUCAUGAAUUUUUAUAUAUAAUUAUUACAGCUGCCACAGUUUACCAGAAAUGUAUGUAUACAUUAUUAAACAGCCAGAAUACAUUGCAAUUACUCUACUAUAGAAUUAUUAUUGAGUAUGCUUAAUACAAGAUAUUAUCUAAUGGUAUUAUUGUGAAAUACAGUUCCUUAAAAUAAGCUAGUGUAUUAUGCUUUUGCAUAACGUGUAUUUCAAGAUGUAAAGCAUCAGCUUCAUUAAUGAGGUAGCCAUUAGUACUAACUGAAAGUUAAUGGUAACUGAGAACACUUGAAAUGUAUAGGACAGGGAAGAACCUCUGUACACAGCACAUAUUCAUUGUCAUUGUACUUGAUGUAUGUAAACAACAGCAAUGCUGGUAUCAAAAUGAUAUUUAGAUUUGUAUCCAGAUACAACAGAAAUGUUUAAUUUUAGCCCACAAUGAAAAUUGUUGUUUUUAUACAUUAUAUCUGUUAUGGUGCUCUAAUGUAAUACAUUUAAUCCUCUCAUAAAGUUUUCUAAAUUAUAUAAAUCAUGACAUUAAAUAUUUUACAUGUUCCUCAUUUCAUAAAAAAUAAACUGUCCCAUUUCAUAAUUAUUGUAAUGGUGAAGGUGAUUAUUGAUCAUUUAAUAAAGCAAACCAAAAUAA